Messenger RNA from Diceros bicornis minor, 3534 nucleotides. RefSeq names its product ectonucleoside triphosphate diphosphohydrolase 6 (gene ENTPD6). Lineage: Eukaryota; Metazoa; Chordata; Mammalia; Perissodactyla; Rhinocerotidae. Gene Ontology annotation, biological process: nucleoside diphosphate catabolic process. The record is from RefSeq and is a predicted model, not a curated record. The coding region runs from base 1443 to 2837 and encodes 464 amino acids. Gene Ontology annotation, molecular function: UDP phosphatase activity; GDP phosphatase activity. The transcript has 15 exons. Gene Ontology annotation, cellular component: Golgi apparatus; membrane.
UGGGCCUCUGGCGCGCCGGUGCGCUGCGCCCUGGGUCAGAGUGGAGGAGAGUCGGGUCCCCAGGCUGAGACCCACGCUUCUGGCAGCUCCCGGGGCUCGAGCGGCAGCGCCUGGAGGCGGCCUCAGGGUCACUCUCACCCCAGUCUUUUGCCGCCUUCUUGUUCGGUUUUAUCAGCCCUCAGUGAACUCGACUCCGCUGACCCGGGAAGGGCGCGAUUAGGGUUCUGGCAACUGAGUGGGGCAGACCGCAGAGGUGUCUCUCCGCUUGGGGCCUAUAGCCCUGCUGCAUUCAUUCAUUCAGCCAGCAUUUGCUGAGCCGCUUCCCAGCUCUGUGCCAGGUGCCGGAGAUCCAACAGGGGCAGGACAGGCAGGCCCCUUCCCUCCUGGGCCUCACAGCCCGGUUGGGAAGCCCAGGGAACUGGCAAGAUCUUGCAAUCAGACAGUACUGAGGAUGUGAGGAAUUAACUCGGGCCUUGGAGUGGUGAUCAGGAGAAGAGCUCGUGAGGUGGUCAGGGUGGUUCUGCCUGAGCUGACCCGUCAGCCAGGAGUGCUCCAGGCUGCAGGAGGGAGAAGGCCUGAGGUGGACAGAGCUGGACACCAGGCUGGGCUCUGUUCAGUAGAAAGCAUUGAACAGCCAGGAGUGUGGAAGAGGACAGAGUGUGGAAGAGGUCAGGGGUCCAUGGAAGGGAAGAAUGGCUUUUAUUUUAAGUAUGGCCAGGAGCCAUAGAAUGGUUUUAAGGGUUGGAGGAAAGCCUGAAUUGCUCCGUAGGUUAUGGUGGGCACAGCCCCUCAUCCUGGGUCCACCCAAAGGAAUCAGUCACCUGGAAGUGCUUAGGCAGUUCCAGGUGUUCCUCCAGGCACCUGUAUUCCAGGAUUAUGUGUAUCAAGCCUCACAUCCUACAUCCUUCAGGAUGCUGUGGAGGUCCUAGCUCUAUAGCCCCCCAGUGAGGGAAUCUGAAACUUCUAGAAGGGAGGUUCCUUGGGCAUAGGUGGAUGGCAGUUGUGAUUACAAGGGCUCUCUGACCCGCUGGGCAAGAGCCAUGAUGGAUGGGGGGAUUAGGGUUUGUCUAAAGGAGGUUUUCCUGUUGGUGUUACAAAUGCGUUAACAAGGUUCAUGAAAAGUCUGGUAAGCAUAAUCGUACAAAUCCAGAAACUGGUUUUUCUCCCUCCACUCCUGCUCUCAGAAGCAUCAAUUGGCUAAUACGGUGUGUGUCCAUCUCCUCGUGGAACCUCAUGUGAAUAACCAGAGAGGUGGACAGUGGUGUAAAGAGGUCUGGAUGUGUCUCCCCUCCCACCGUCCUAUGACGAGGAAACAACAGGGAAAGUGAAGUGAUGAAGGACAUUUGAUUUGAAGACAGAAGCCAGAAACUCUCACCUGUACCUCCCCACGUGCCAGCUGUGUGAUUCCAGUAUCUGUGGCACAGUCGUCAGCACACCAAGAAAUGAGAAAAAUACCAAGUAAUGGGAAUCUGAAGAUGACGAAGGUGGCAUACCCCCUGGGACUGUUUGUGUGCCUGUUCAUCUAUGUCGCCUACAUCAAAUGGCACUGGGCCUCCGCCACCCAGGCUUUCUUCAGCAUCACCGAGGCGGCUACAGGGCCCUGGAGGGGCCAGCAGGCCCGCAGUCCGCUGGGGACGGCUGCACAUGGUCACGAGGUCUUCUACGGUGUCAUGUUUGACGCAGGAAGCACUGGCACCCGCGUGCACGUCUUCCACUUUACCAGGCGGCCCGGAGAGACUCCUAUCUUGACCCGUGAAACCGUCAAAGCACUGAAGCCAGGUCUUUCUGCUUACGCUGACGACGCUGAAAAGAGCACUCUGGGAAUUCAGGAAUUACUGGAUGUUGCUAAACAAGACAUUCCUUUUAACUUCUGGAAGGCCACCCCCUUGGUCCUCAAGGCCACAGCCGGUUUACGCCUGUUACCAGGAGAAAAGGCUCAGAAAUUACUGCAAAAGGUGAAAGAAGUGUUUAAGGCAUCGCCUUUCUUUGUGGAGGAUGACUGUGUGUCCAUCAUGAACGGAACGGAUGAAGGCGUUGCAGCCUGGAUCACCAUCAACUUCCUGACAGGCAGUUUGAAAACCCCAGGAAGGAGCAGUGUGGGCAUGCUGGAUUUGGGCGGAGGGUCCACUCAGAUCACCUUCCUUCCGAGAGUUGAGGGCACCCUCCAGACCGCCCCGCCUGGCCACCGGACGUCGCUCCAGAUGUUCAACAGAACCUACAAGCUCUAUUCCUACAGCUACCUGGGGCUCGGAUUGAUGUCUGCGCGGCUGGCGAUUCUGGGCGGCAUGGAGGGGACCCCUGCUGAGGAUGGAAAGGAGUUGGUCAGCCCUUGCCUGUCUCCCGGUUUCAGAGGAGAGUGGGAACAUGCUGAAAUAACAUACAGGAUCUCAGGACAGAAGGCAGCAGUGAACCUCCACGAGCUGUGUGCCAGCAGAGUGUCAGAAAUCCUUCGAAGUCAAGUGCACAGGACAUCAGAAGUGAAGGGCGUGGAUUUCUAUGCUUUUUCCUACUACUAUGACCUUGCAGCAAACGUUGGCCUCAUAGAUGCAGAGAAGGGAGGCAGCCUCAUCGUCGGAGACUUUGAGAUUGCAGCCAAGUAUGGUGAGUGGUGGCUGCACUGCCCAGUGUGCCGGACGGCGCAGACCCAGCCACAGAGCAACCCCUUCCUGUGCAUGGAUCUCACCUACGUCAGCUUGCUGCUCCAAGAAUUCGGCUUCCCAGGAAACAAGGUUCUGAAGCUGACUCGGAAAAUCGACAAUGUUGAGACCAGCUGGGCUCUGGGAGCCAUUUUUCAUUACAUCGACUCCCUGAACAGACGGAAGAGUCCGGUCUCCUAGCAGCCGAGCUGCCCUGGCGGUCCUUACAGAAGCGGUUUCAUCUCCAUAACAGACCCCUUUGGGAUCCCUGGACGUGUUAGGAGGAGGCCACAGUUGGGCUGCAACCUCCCUCCCCUUGGCCUUGCAGACCUGCCCUGGAUGGGCAGAGGGUUGGAGCACGGCCCAGGCCCAGUGCCGCCUCCUACGUGUUGGCUCCAGGUGGGCAGUGAACCGGACAAGGCAGAGGGCACACACAAGGCCCGGGCAGCGCAGGCCCGCUGUCCCCCGCUGUCACUGUCUACAGUGUUGAGGCGUCCGUGACAGGCGUCCCUGUGACGGGCACCUUGUUUUGUCUCCCUGCUCCUGUCUCCCCCACCCCCACGGCAGACCUCCACCUUCUCCCCUAGAAUCAGUCAGGAGGUUGCCCAGGCUGUCGUGGCUGCUCUCAGGGUGGGCCGAGUGGGAACCACUGCACCUUCUGGGAGGGGGUUGGGCGGGACACUGAACUCUGGACUUGAGCCUGUUUGUCUCUUCCUUGGGUGUGGAUAUGCGAAGUCAUCCAGAGGCCUGUUUCCUCAGUCCUGGGUGGCUCAGGCUAACUGUUGGCGUGGACACUAGGACUAGGAAGAGGGGCCAGGGAAAAUACCUCUCUGUGGCCUUUGUGUGCCCUGGCUCUUCAAAGAAAGUCUAAACAUGAGCUGAACUGCUGUUAACUGUU